AUGUCUGCCUUGGAUGUCGACUACCUUACUAAAGAUGAGCUAACAUUUGAACUCAAAAGCAGAGGUCUGGAAAUAAAAGAUGACAGUACAGUUGAUGAGCUCCGGAAAGCACUCAGAUUAAAUAAAUCAAUUUACAAUCAGAGUUCAGCAUUGGGAUUUCUUGUUGAUUUGGACUUACAGUUAGAAUUAUCAAUGUGUGAGGAUAAAUUAAAUUCAGUUUUGUCUGCUGUCCAUUCAUCAGCGUCAUGCAAGCGUAAGUGUUUGUCGAGGUUACAUCAUGUAGCUUGGCGUUUGGAUAAAUUGUUGACAUUUUCCCCGGAAUUGUAUACUAGGAAGUUGGAGUUGGUAAUGAAGACUCAGAAUGCACUGCAAACUAUUUCAUGCAAUUCUGCAUCAGAUAGGACAUCUAGCACUGCUCAGAUUUCUGAUACUGCACUGGUAAGAGAUAGCUCUAGUAGGGGUAGCUCGCAAGUUUUUAAAUGGAAAAUAUCUUUUAAUGGUAAAACACCGCUGCAUGACUUUCUUUUUAGUUUGGAAGAUUAUAGAAAUUCAACUGGUAUCUCGGACAGUGAGCUUUUAAGAAGUAUUGUUCAUUUGUUGGACGGUGAAGCAUUGUUGUGGUAUAGGAAUAUUUGUUCUGAAGUUUCAUCAUAUGCGGGCUUGGUUGAAUUAUUGAAACAAGAGUUUCUACCUGUUAACUUUGAACGCUCUUUAUUGAAUCAGAUUAAGUCAAGACUCCAAGGCAAGACUGAGAGCAUAAACACUUAUAUCAAUGUGAUGCAAAAUUUAUUUUCUAGACUUUCUAGUGGGGUCUCUGAGUCUGAACAGUUGGACAUUAUUAUGACCAAUAUGAGUCCUUUCUUUAUAUCCAGACUGGCUUUGUCUGAGGUUUCCUCAAUUAGGGAAUUGAAAGAUGUGUGUGCAAGAUUGGAGCUUGCCAAGAAUAAAUGUGAGUUUAGGGGUUUUCUCAACCCAGGGGACACCUCCAUCAUACCGGACGUUUGCAAAGUUAAUAAUAGGCCUUCUGCCUCUGCAGUGAUUAGUGCGAGAGCUUUUAGCACGCUGAAACAGCAUGAUUUGGAUUUUGACCUGCUAAAGAGUGACAAUUCUGUUGCAGUGGGAAACAAUAAUAAGUUGUGUCUUUUGGGGAUUGUUUGUUUGCCCAUUGCAUAUGCAGGCAAGGUUGAAAUGAUAGACUUCUAUGUCUGUGAGGACAUUAAUGCACCCAUUAUUUUAGGUGUAGAUUUUUUGAGGAAGUUUGAUCUUUGUCAGGAUAUCUUUGCAGAUGUUGGAAACAUGCUGUGUCAUGAGUCUAUGAACCUCAUCAAAGAUAAUGAGAUACACUUGCAUGAGGCAGCAGAACAGGCUGCACCUGACGCGCUUUCAAGAGCUCCGGCGUCAGAUGAGUUGUUCAAGUUUCAGGCUUCAGUUCUUGCUUUGGAAGGUGAUUCUUGGUAUUCUGGCAUGUUCAAGAAAGUUUCAGCUGCACCUGGCAAAUUCCCAGACUGGCGUGUUAUAGAGGAGAGAUUGUAUAAGAGGGUUAGGAACUCCAAUCCUUUGGCAGUCGAUUGUGAGUGGAAAUUAGUAGUUCCUGAGAGUCUCAGAAAUGAGGUGUUGAAACAGUGUCAUGAUAGGCCUGAGGCAGCACACUUAGGAGUAUUUAAGACCUUCAAACGACUGUCUCAGUCUUAUUUUUGGCCCAAGAUGAUUAAUGAUGUGAAGAGGUAUGUCAAACGUUGUCAAGUUUGUUUGGCACACAAAAGUGUGAAUGUUCCUCCACCAGGUCUAAUGGAAAAUCCGAAGAAAGUUCAAAGACCAUUCCAGGUCCUGUCAACGGACAUUAUAGGACCGUUGCCACGUAGUUAUUCAGGCUAUAAGUUUAUUUUGGUUGUUUCAGAUUACUUUACUAAGUACACUCAAUUGUUUCCCAUGAGAAGUUCAUUAGCAAAGUCGGUGGUCAGUAUUAUAGAGAAUCAGUUUCUUAUGAGACAUGGUAUUCCACAGUGCAUCAUCAUGGAUAAUGGACCACAGUAUAUCUCCAAUCACAUGAAGAUGCUGAAGGCGAAAUAUAAAAUUCCUAAUCUAUUCUAUAAUUGCAGAUUUUUGCCCCAGAAUAAUCCUGCUGAGAGAGUGAACAGAGUUGUGGUCACUGCUUUGGCUUCUUUAGUUGGCACAGACCAAAGACAUUGGUCAGAUAACAUUCACAAGAUUGAGUUUGCCAUGAACACUGCUGUUCAUGAGGUCACCGGCUAUAGCCCAUUUCUGUUGACGUUUGGUCGUGAAGCUGUUCUGUCCGGGGAUUGGUAUCCUGAUAGGGAAUUGAGUUUGGAAGAGUUGCAGUUUGUGGAUAGAGAUCUGUAUGCCUCAAUGUUAUUGCAUUUGAAGCCUUUGUUUGAAAAGGUUAAUGCUGCCAUUAAGAAGUCUUACCAUAGAAGCAGAACUUACUAUAAUAAAAACAGAACUCAGGUUGAGUAUGAAGUUGGUCAAGUUGUUUGGAAGAGGGAGUAUCCUUUGUCUGAUGCAGACAAAUUCUUUGCUAAGAAGUUGGCUCCCAAAUUUAAAAAGUGUGUUGUCCAGAGGAAAAUAUCACCUGUCUCUUAUGAGCUGCAAGACUUUCAUUCUGGGAAGUCCUUAGGUAGGUGGCAUAUCAAGGACAUUGUGAAGUCAGAACCAGAUAAUUAG
Arctia plantaginis is the source of this 2682-nucleotide messenger RNA. The record is from the annotation of a GenBank genome assembly. Lineage: Eukaryota; Metazoa; Arthropoda; Insecta; Lepidoptera; Erebidae.